Molecule: messenger RNA, 1148 nt
Organism: Octopus sinensis (East Asian common octopus)
Lineage: Eukaryota; Metazoa; Mollusca; Cephalopoda; Octopoda; Octopodidae
Exons: 5
Coding region: 78-863 (261 amino acids)
Source: RefSeq, a predicted model, not a curated record
ACUGGAGCUUUGUAGUUAAACGUGAUCAUGCAUAUGGUGAAUAUGAGUUUAAUUUAGAGCUGGAACCUUACGUUAAAAUGGAUGUAGUAUUUAGACCAAAUUCUAAAACAUCAAAUAAAUCAUUCCUCCUUCCUUCGGAAAUGAAUACACAGUCAGAAAUUAAGUUAUUGACAAGAGGAAAAUUUCAGCUGGGCACAGAUAUCACGGUGAAGAAUAUGGAUACUUCUGAAAUAUAUUCCUGUAUUUAUCUUCAGUCUCCAUCUACUGAACCUCCUUAUCAUGAAUGUUUAUUGGUAAAUGCUUCUGUGUGGAGAGUAGAAUUAACCUCACGACCCAGACUAAUAAGAAAUACAAUAGAAAUAAAAGCAUUUCUUGGAGUGAGUGUGAGUGAAAGAGAUACUUUACAUCACCUAACAUUUCAAAAGUUAGCUUAUCUCCCCAUAUUUGUUGAUUUUACCAAUAUUGGAAAUAUAAGAACGAGUGAGGUUCAUGUAUACUUCAGUUACCCUCGUGAAGCCAUUGACAUAUUCCAAAUUGUCAUGACCAGAGUACUUACUGGAGAAAAAUAUGGUUGUGCUAAUAUACACAUGACAAUCCCUGCUAAAUAUUCAUGCAGACUACUGGAAAGUACAAAUUGGCAUCUGGAAAUUGUUUCUCCAGAAGAACAUAUGCAAGCUUUCUAUGUAGAAAUAAUUCAAGGAACAUUAUCUUCUUUUUCUAGAGGUUUAUUUUGGCAAAAUCUCUGUAAACAUGGAUAUAACUGUGUUGACCAUUUCGAUUUGAAGACAUAUGAAGAUGAUAAAAUAACCGGCUUAAAACUGAAUUUUUUGGAUAAACCUAUCAGAAUCAAUGCUGUAAUAUGAUAUUUUAUUCACCCAUUUUAAGAUAUCUAAUGAUGAUAAGAAAGCAAAUGGCGUAAUUUAUGUUAGUGAAUUUGAGAUUUCAAAAUGGCUGGGUUCAAAAUACUAGUAGAGCCAACUUGAAAAUCUUUUCUGAAAAUAUUUAUGAUGAUGGAUAGCCCUUGACCUGCCCCUCCACCACUAAAUAACCCAUCCUAUUACCUUUCAAGUCUGUGCUGUCUUUUCUCACAAUCUUGUUAAUUUUAUCUCUCUUUUCUCCUUUAUUCCCCCAAAACUUCCAUCUGAUGA